AUGCUGCAAAAAGUAGGAUAUUUGUUUACAGGCUUAUUGCUAAUCGUAAACGCUGCAUCAGACGACCCAAGCUUCGACGACGCAAGCGUAUGCCAAAACGUGUCUGUACCUGUUGGUUUCAAAGACAUCCCAUCGUCAGAGCAGGACACCUGGAGUUUCGUCGCUGCACCCGGAGACUUCAUGCACGUGCUGUACAGAAAUUAUCACAGUGACCGUCAAAACCAGGGAACAAAUAAGUGUACCAUGGUACAGAAAGUGCCCUAUAAUGAUACAGGGGAGACAAAAUUUGCUAACUACACAAAGUGGUACAAUGGAACCACAUGUGAAAGGCGCGCAAUGCGGUCGUUCUACAAAGUGGUAAACUUGUAUGGAAGUGAAGGUACAACAAAUAACGUGUUGGUUGCACGGCAUAAAAUUGGUGAAAACCUCACAAAUGAAUCUUGCUACCCUUUUGCGUACACCGAUGCAAAUUGCGCCGUCGUGUUGAUGAAUCAUUGGAACGAAGCUGCCAAACUACAGUGCAAAAAGAAUCCCUCAGCUCACAAGCACGAAGGCGGUGAGAACACUCUCGAAGCGGGUGAAAACAUGCCCUGCCAACAAGCUUGCGAAAUGUGGGUGAGGCAUGAAAAUCUAAACGAAACUUAUCUAAACGAGAACUGCACCAAAUAUUACGAAAAGUUUUGCGGUGACCGCAAAUUUUUUCUCUACGAGAAGCCAAUUUGUGAUGGAGUCGAAAAACUUCCAAUUAACAUUACCGAACCUAUAUCUGAAGAUCAAUAA
Messenger RNA from Ixodes scapularis (black-legged tick), 780 nucleotides. RefSeq lists its product as uncharacterized. Bases 1 to 780 code for a protein of 259 amino acids. The transcript is spliced from 6 exons. NCBI's taxonomy places the organism in Eukaryota, Metazoa, Arthropoda, Arachnida, Ixodida, Ixodidae. Gene Ontology annotation, biological process: symbiont-mediated perturbation of host defenses. The record is from RefSeq and is a predicted model, not a curated record. Gene Ontology annotation, molecular function: amine binding.